This is a messenger RNA of Rotaria sp. Silwood1, 1393 nucleotides long. NCBI's taxonomy places the organism in Eukaryota, Metazoa, Rotifera, Eurotatoria, Philodinida, Philodinidae. The record is from the annotation of a GenBank genome assembly.
AUGGCAAAUCUAUUUAAAUCAAAAUGUGAAUUUUUCCAUGUAAGUUAUUUAUCAUUCGUUCAUGGUGUAUCGACUAGUGAAAAAGAAGGUUAUCUACAAGAAGAAUCUAUUAAUUAUUAUUUUGAUUACCAUGCUUUAUCGCGUGCAUCAUAUUUUUGUGAUAUAUGUAAAUGUCAUGACAGUCCGAAAUGGUUUGUUAUUAAAGAUAGCUAUAUAGUUGAUAUACGACCAGAUACAUAUGAAAUAUGUUUUCCUAUGUUAGUUGAUCGUGAUUUUCAAGUUUCCACUGAUCUUCAAAAUAUUGCUAGUAAUGAUAGUAUUAAAAUAAGCAAUUCACAGCGUACAUUAGUUAUUAAUUGUCGAAAAGCACGUGAUUGUGAUGAAUGGACAAAAAAUUUAUCAAAUUUAACUGAACAAGCAAAAGAUUUUGUCAAUGAAACACGAAGUCGAUUUGAUUCAUAUGCACCUGUUCGAGAAAAUCAAUUAGCUUAUUGGUUUAUUAAUGGUAAAUCAUAUAUGGAAGCCGUUGCUAAAGCACUUUUAACAGCUAAAGAAGAAGUUUUUAUUACUGAUUGGUGGCUUUCACCUGAACUUAUGUUGAUUAGACCAGCAGAUGAUAAAACAUUUCGACUUGAUAAUAUAUUAGGAAGAAUAGCUGAUGCAGGAGUUCGUGUUUAUGUAAUGAUUUACAAGGAAAUGCCAUUUGCUUUAGGUUUAAAUAGUUUAUAUACAGAAAGAAAAUUAGUUUCGAAAAAUGCAAAAGGAUUUAUUAAAGUUAUUCGACAUCCAAAUCAUAAUACUACGAAUGGAGUACUGUUGUGGUCUCAUCAUGAAAAAAUGGUUGUUAUCGAUCAAAAGAUUGCCUUCGUUGGUGGAAUUGAUUUAUGUUAUGGUCGUUGGGAUGAUGAAUAUAUGCGGUGAGUUAUUGUCUUACAUUAAACUUCAUGUUGUUUUCACGUACAUCAUGAAUCUAUUUUCGAACAAGAAAAAAACGCAUACAUAUGAGAGUUUUAUAUGUGUCUAGGAUAGACUCUAGAUAUGUGUAAAGUUGAUAUACUGAUUAAAGUGACAUCAACAUUUUCUAUAAAAGUCAAACACAAACUUUAUCAAAACUAUGCUCUUUCAGCAUCGUUCUAUUCCGAUGCUUCUCUAACACUAGAACUAGUGUGCACGAUCUAGAUUAUGUCACUGAUGUUGAUAGUUAGUAGACUGCAGUUGCACACAUAUUGUACAUGCUAUUGAGAAUGAUUUUUUUUUAUUUAUUAAAUUAUAAAACUUUUUUUUUUAAGAAGUGUUAUACAAACUUUGUCGAUAGUACGAUUUUAAUUCAUCUAACAUGCAAAUUAUACUGUUUAGUCUAAUUAGUAGACAAGUGAUUAUUGAAUAAUUAUUA